UCGUACUUUCUUUAUCGUGUGCGUGAGAGGGAGAGAGAGGAAAAGAGAGAACCGAUGCCGAUGUCGCUAUCCGCCUCGCUGCCCCGCGCGAUCUCCACCGUCCGAUGCCGAGUGGUGGCGGUGGUUGGGGGCAGAGGAGGGCCCAUCGCCCGCCCGUUUGGUUCCGUAGCAGCACCCACCACCACCGUCACGCCGCCCCUUUUCCUCCCGCUCCUCUCACGACGGUCUCUCGCCAGAACCCUUUCCUCCUCCCGCACCGACGAGGCCGUCUCCAUGCCGACCGAUGGUGGCGCGGUCGCCGACGCUGACAUGAACGCCGUCCAGAGGCGCCUCAUGUUCGAGGACGAGUGUAUCUUGGUAGAUGAGCAUGACAAUGUUAUCGGGCAUGAUUCCAAGUACAAUUGUCAUUUGAUGGAAAAAAUAGAAUCUGAGAAUCUGCUUCAUAGGGCAUUUAGUGUUUUCCUGGUUAACUCAAAGUUUGAGUUGCUACUUCAGCAAAGGUCUGCAACAAAGGUUACUUUUCCUUUGGUCUGGACAAAUACCUGUUGCAGUCAUCCUCUUUAUCGUGAUUCUGAGCUGAUAGAAGAGAACUUCCUUGGAGUAAGGAAUGCUGCACAGAGGAAGCUAUUGGAUGAACUAGGCAUACCUCCUGAAGAUUUACCUGUGGAUGAGUUUAUUCCACUUGGACGUAUACUUUACAAGGCCGCGUCUGAUGGGAAAUGGGGUGAACAUGAGCUUGAUUAUCUCCUCUUCAUUGUCCGAGAUGUAAAUUUGCAUCCAAACCCUGACGAAGUUGCUGAUGUGAAAUAUGUUAAUCGGGAUCAGUUGAAAGAACUGCUGAGAAAAGCAGAUGCCGGAGAAGAUGACAUAAAGCUGUCCCCCUGGUUCAGAUUGGUGGUCGAUAACUUCCUGCCGAAAUGGUGGGACCAUGUCGAAAUGGGUACUCUUCAGGAGACUGCCGAUAUGGAAACUAUUCAUAAGUUGACCUAAAGGAAGCCCAGGUGGCCUCACGAGACUCUGGUAUCAAGAAAUCUAAUCCUGCUUUGCUUUGUUUUUAUCUUUUUUUUUUCUUUCUUUCCGUCUAUUGUGAGCAAAUUGAAGUUUUAAGAGUCCAGAUAUCAUUUGUGGCUUGGAUCAUAUUUAAUGCUUCUGUUCUGUGAACAAUGAUAGAAGUAAUGUGAAGUUUAUUAACUA
Messenger RNA from Musa acuminata subsp. malaccensis (wild Malaysian banana), 1194 nucleotides. RefSeq names its product isopentenyl-diphosphate Delta-isomerase I. The record is from RefSeq and is a predicted model, not a curated record. Gene Ontology annotation, biological process: isoprenoid biosynthetic process; isopentenyl diphosphate biosynthetic process. Gene Ontology annotation, cellular component: cytoplasm. Gene Ontology annotation, molecular function: isopentenyl-diphosphate delta-isomerase activity. Lineage: Eukaryota; Viridiplantae; Streptophyta; Magnoliopsida; Zingiberales; Musaceae.